This is a messenger RNA of Rhodotorula toruloides NP11, 990 nucleotides long. RefSeq lists its product as uncharacterized. Bases 1 to 990 code for a protein of 329 amino acids. Lineage: Eukaryota; Fungi; Basidiomycota; Microbotryomycetes; Sporidiobolales; Sporidiobolaceae. The transcript is spliced from 7 exons. The record is from RefSeq and is a predicted model, not a curated record.
AUGGCAGAGAAGUACAGCCGAUGGAGGGACCCGGCGACGGGCGUCCAACCCUUCCUCACGCCGCUGCCUGCCUCGACAGAAUCGCUCCCGCCGCUCGUACAGGUCGUGACGCUGCCGUUUGCGGCUGUACUAGGAGGCCUGAGGACGCUGCUGGUCGUCCUGCUCCUUCUUGCUCAGACGGUGCUCGUUGAGGGGAUUUACGGACUUCUCCGAGUCCUUCCUCCCGUACAUGCGCCCCUGACAAGGGCGGCGAAUGCCGGCAUCGCAAGGCUGAUCCUGGCUGUCCUGGGCGUUCUCUGGGUCAACGUCGAGACUGUCCAGCUGCGCAAGACCGGGCGCUCGCCCCCCAAGAUCCCCUUCGACCCGAAAAAGGGCGACCUUAUCGUCGCAAACUCGUCGUCUUACGUCGACCUGCUCUAUCUGGCGUUCCGCUACAAUGCCUCGUUCAUCCUCCCCGUCUCUUCCGCCCAAGGCAAGGUUGUCGGUUGGCGUCGCGUCGGCUUGCUUGCGGCUGCCUGGGCGACAGGAUCUCUGCCUCAGCCGCAAGAAGGAGCUGAGAGCCUGAGCGACGCGCUGACGAACGCACCUGGGCCUGUAGUGCUUUUCCCCGAGUGCACAACGUCAAACAACCGCGCGCUGCUCAAGGUCCCGGACUUGGCCGCGCCGACCAAGGGCUCGAAGGGCAGUCUCCCUCGCAUCUUCGUACUUGCUUUCAAGUACCCUCAACCGACCCGCCUCGCACCCUCACUCACCUACCCGAUCCCCUCAUCCUCCUUUAUCCGCCUCCCCCUCGCACACAUCUACUCGCUCACGUCCCGCCUCACGCCUUACACCUUCACCGUGCGCCGGCUGCACCCCUCCGAAUCGCCGACGAGCUGGGACAACCUUGGCGAGACGCUCGCGCAGACGGCGAGGCUGAAGAAGGUGGUUGGGCUUGGGUGGGUCGAGAAGGGCGCGUUCCUCGAGUUUCGGCGAGUCAAGGGGCGGUAG